GUUGGCGUGACGUCAAGCAUAAUGGCGGCUUAGGAAAACGAACUAGCAUCGCAAGCGGCGUGUUUUUUUUAAAACUCAAACGAUGGCCGGUGAGCCCUCUGAUAAGAAGGACCUGGACACCGCAGGGAAGGAGCGGGAGUCCCGUAAGCGCAGUCGUUCUCGCUCCAGGGAUCGAGAUGCUAAAGGAUCUCACGACAGAGAGCGUAAACGACACAGAUCCCGUGAACGCAAGCGCUCCCGCAGCAGAUCCAAAUCUGCUGACCGAGAUCGCCGUCAGAAAGACAGAGAGAAGGAUAGAGACAGGAACCGCAGAGACAGGGACAGACGGGACAAAGACCGGUCCAAGAAAUCAAGGAGCACUUCUCCAAAAUCCAGGGAUUUAAAGAUAAAGAGAGAAAAGGAUGGGAAAAAAGAGGAAGAUGAUGAAGAUGACAAGAAGAAAGACAAGGCUCAGCCUCUAUCUCUGGAAGAGCUGCUUGCUAAAAAGAAGGCAGAAGAAGAGGCAGAAUCAAAGCCCAAGUUCCUGUCUAAAGCGGAGCGGGAAGCUGAAGCUAUCAGACGAAGGGAGCAGCAGACAGAGGAUCGCCGAAAACAGAUGGAGGAGGAGAGGAAGAAACGCAGAGUGUUUCAGGACACUGGGAGGAAGAUGCUUGAGGAUCCUCAGGAGAGAGAGCGACGGGAAAGAAGGGAGCGAAUGGAGAGGGAGAACAAUGGGAAUGAUGAAGAUGAUGGACGGCAAAAGAUUCGAGAGGAAAAAGACAAAGGAAAAGAGCUGCAAGCCAUAAAGGAGCGUUAUCUUGGAGGAAUGAAGAAACGUCGGCGCACACGUCAUUUGAAUGACAGGAAGUUCGUCUUUGAGUGGGAUGCGUCUGAAGACACAUCAACUGACUACAAUCCACUGUAUAAAGAGAAGCAUCAAGUUCAGCUCUAUGGCAGAGGCUUCAUUGCCGGCAUUGACCUCAAGCAGCAGAAGAGAGAUCAAUCUCAUUUCUAUGGUGACCUGAUGGAGAAGAGACGAACCAUUGAGGAAAAAGAACAGGAGGAACUGCGUCUCAAGAAGGUCCGAAAGAAGGAGGCUAAGCAGCGCUGGGAUGACAGGCACUGGUCUCAGAAGAAGCUAGAUGAGAUGACUGAUAGAGACUGGAGAAUCUUUAGAGAAGACUACAGCAUCACAACCAAAGGAGGCAAGAUCCCUAACCCCAUCCGCAACUGGAAGGAGUAUGCGCUGCCACCACACAUUCUGGAGGUCAUCGAGAAGUGUGGCUAUAAGGACCCGACACCUAUCCAGAGACAGGCCAUUCCCAUUGGUUUACAGAACCGUGACAUCAUUGGUGUGGCUGAGACUGGUAGCGGUAAAACCGCCGCCUUCCUCAUUCCAUUAUUGGUCUGGAUUACUACUCUGCCUAAGAUUGACAGAAUUGAGGACUCUGAUCAGGGACCGUAUGCUGUUAUUCUGGCCCCCACACGUGAGUUGGCCCAGCAGAUCGAGGAGGAGACCAUUAAAUUUGGCAAACCGCUGGGGAUCCGGACAGUGGCUGUGAUUGGUGGAAUAUCCAGAGAAGAUCAAGGGUUCAAGCUCAGAAUGGGUUGUGAGAUUGUCAUAGCCACACCUGGUCGUUUGAUUGAUGUGUUGGAGAACCGAUACCUCGUCCUGAGCAGGUGCACAUAUGUGGUACUGGAUGAAGCCGACAGAAUGAUUGACAUGGGUUUUGAACCCGAUGUACAGAAGAUUCUAGAAUACAUUCCUGUGACCAAUCAGAAGCCAGACACAGAUGAUGCUGAGGACCCUGAAAAAAUGAUGCAGAACUUUGAGUCUGGCAAACACAAGUACAGACAGACUGUCAUGUUUACGGCCACUAUGCCUCCAGCAGUGGAGCGUUUGGCCAGGAGUUAUCUCCGGCGCCCUGCGGUGGUGUACAUUGGUUCUGCGGGCAAACCACACGAGAGAGUGGAACAGAAGGUCAUCCUCAUGUCAGAGGGUGAAAAGAGGAAGAAGCUGUUGGGGGUUCUGGCAAGUGGCUUUGAGCCGCCAAUCAUCAUCUUUGUUAACCAGAAGAAGGGUUGCGAUGUUCUGGCUAAGUCUUUGGAGAAGAUGGGAUACAAUGCUUGUACACUUCACGGUGGUAAAGGACAGGAGCAGAGAGAGUUCGCCCUGUCCAACCUGAAGGCUGGAGCCAAAGACAUCCUGGUGGCCACAGAUGUGGCAGGCAGAGGUAUCGACAUCCAUGACGUCUCCAUGGUUCUCAACUACGACAUGGCCAAGAACAUCGAGGAUUAUAUCCAUCGUAUCGGCCGAACGGGUCGUGCUGGAAAGAGUGGUGUGGCAAUGACCUUCUUGACCAAAGAAGACUCCACUGUGUUCUACGACCUAAAACAGGCCAUCUUAGAGAGCCCGGUGUCCACCUGCCCACCCGAGCUGGCCAAUCACCCCGAUGCCCAGCACAAGCCAGGCACUAUCCUUACCAAGAAGAGAAGGGAGGAGACUAUCUUUGCCUGAGCCAAAAUACCCAUGGCUCUUUUCUUUCCCAUUCAACUCCGAUUUGUAUGUACAUCUCCUGAAACCAUAUUCUUUAUAGCUCUUAAGCAUCCUGAUACGAAACCACAGUAAACCAUGUUGCAGUUUUCUGACUGCCACUGACUAGUGUUAAAAAAAACAUACAGCGGUGAACUGUGUGUAGAAUACCAUACCUUCUUUUUUUACAGUCCAUAGGAUUGUGUUUGUGACUUUUACAUUGUGUAAAAAUAUUAAUUCAUGUUAACCUGUACACCAGAAUGCAUCUGUAGUCAUUUUCUGUGGAUUAAUAAUAAAGUCCUUUUGAUGGAACAAUGACGUUUUUCUUAAGUCAACAUGAAAUAAAAAAAUUAGC
Messenger RNA from Xyrauchen texanus (razorback sucker), 2867 nucleotides. RefSeq names its product DEAD (Asp-Glu-Ala-Asp) box polypeptide 23 (gene ddx23). Gene Ontology annotation, cellular component: catalytic step 2 spliceosome. Gene Ontology annotation, biological process: mRNA splicing, via spliceosome. The transcript is spliced from 17 exons. The record is from RefSeq and is a predicted model, not a curated record. Gene Ontology annotation, molecular function: RNA helicase activity; RNA binding; ATP binding. Lineage: Eukaryota; Metazoa; Chordata; Actinopteri; Cypriniformes; Catostomidae. The coding region runs from base 83 to 2497 and encodes 804 amino acids.